Carcharodon carcharias (great white shark) is the source of this 1216-nucleotide messenger RNA. Its product is annotated as interleukin-8-like. Gene Ontology annotation, cellular component: extracellular region. The record is from RefSeq and is a predicted model, not a curated record. The coding region runs from base 37 to 327 and encodes 96 amino acids. The transcript is spliced from 4 exons. Gene Ontology annotation, molecular function: chemokine activity; CXCR chemokine receptor binding. Lineage: Eukaryota; Metazoa; Chordata; Chondrichthyes; Lamniformes; Lamnidae. Gene Ontology annotation, biological process: antimicrobial humoral immune response mediated by antimicrobial peptide; inflammatory response; cellular response to lipopolysaccharide.
UUCAGCAGAAAUCGAUUCAGCAGCACAAAGCCAAACAUGAACAGAGCAACCACUAUAAUGAUUGUCAUCCUGUUUCUGUGUGCCUUUACUACACAGGGUAUUCCAAUCUCAGGCAGUCAAGGACGUUGCCAGUGCCUUCAGACCACCUCCAAUCCUAUCAAUCCGAGGCACAUCAUGAGUUUGAAAUACAUUCCCAAAGGAUCACACUGUGAGACACUGGAAAUAAUUGUGACCAUGAAAAAUGGGAAUAGAUUUUGUGUGAGUCCUGAUGCCGGGUGGAUGAAGAUUAUCAUUAAAGCUACAAAAGGUGCCAGACUACACAACUGAGAAAUGAAGCUGCAAUGGGAUGGACUUGAAUCUGCACCUGCAAUAUUUAAAUGAAGGAGCCUCUGUCCAGGGUGUUCACUCUCUGAUGUCACCUUCCGUUAGGUUGUUCCAGUAGAUGCCCUGCAUUGAUUCCUGAAGCUUAUUUCGCUGUUUAACCCUGUCACGCUGUAAUUGUUGAUACAUGGCCUAAGAAAGCAGGCUGGUUUUGUGAAACUUUGUAACAAAACUAAGUUCUUUUUCACAGGAUGUGUUUCAAGGUGUAUAUAGUUAUUAAGAAUAGCGUCUGGUAGUUUUACAAGUUACUGCUUCACUGAAAUGAAUUUGUUAACAGUUCCCUAUUAAGUGUUGAAAAAUAAUUUCCAAUCAUCAAAAAUUGAUGUAGAAAAGAAAUAUUAAAAGGCUUGUGAACUUAUGGGAAAAUGUAAAUGAAACAGAUAAUGUCAGUUGUAAAUUUUAAUGUUUGAAAUAAGAGUAGCAAUUGAUGUCAAUUUUGGAAUAACUUGAUUGUGAUAGCAUUGGAGGUAGGGGAAGCUUAAUGAUAGUGCAAGGCAAAAUGAGACAGUAAUGGGACAAGAAAAUGAUCAAAAGCUAUGUCUAGUUCAGGUGUAAAUCGAACAAUGCAGAAUCAACACCAACAGCUACUGACCAAAUGAAUGAUGAGGGAUUGGGGGAGAGGUUAUGAUCUGAAAUUGUUGAAUGCAAUGUUGUUAACCGAAGACUGUAAAUUGACCAGUGAGAUGAUGUUCCCUGAGCUUACAUUUAUCUCCAGUGGAGCAGCAAAGGAAGAUGAGGACAAAGUUCAGAGUGGAAGUAGAUUGGAGAAUUACUGUGAUGUAACAUUUUUACAACUCAUUUAUUGCAAUUUUCAUUUUGCUGCUGAAUAUUGGUA